AUGUUCGGCGCGCCGGCGACGCCGCGCGGCGCGGCGACGACGGGCGGGUUUUCGUUCGGCGCGACGCCGACGACGGCGUCGGCGCCGGCGACGGCGAGCGCGAGCGCGCGCGAGACGGGCCUCGGGACGGGCGCGGCGGCGAGCGGGGCGCACGCGUUCGGCGGCGGCGCGGCGACGCGCGCGAGCGGAGGGUCGCACGGCGCGGCGGCGGCGGCGUCGAGCGCGAGCGGCGGUGUGUUCGGGACGCCGAGCGCGAGCGCGGGCGCGGGCGGGGGCGCGUUCGGCGCGGCGCCGGCGUUGGCGCCCGCGGCGACGGGGAGCGCGGGCGGUGGAUUGUUCGGGAGCGCCGCGCCGGUGGGAUCGAGCGCGGGCGGUGGGUCGUUCGGGGCGCGGGGCGCGGCGCCGACGCUCGCGCUCGGCGCGUCGGCGUCGAGCGCGAGCGGCGGGUUGUUCGGAGGCGCGGCGGCGACGAGCGGUGGGUUGUUCGGCGCGGCGGCAACGCCGGCGUCGAGCGCGGGUGGUGGGUUGUUCGGCGCGGCGCCUGCGAGUUCGGGCGGUGGGUUGUUCGGCGCGGCGCCUGCGAGUUCGGGCGGUGGGUUGUUCGGCGCGGCGCCUGCGAGUUCGGGCGGUGGGUUGUUCGGCGCGAGUGCGGCGGCGACGCCGGCGUCGAGCGCGGGCGGUGGGUUGUUCGGCGCGGCGGCGACGCCGGCGUCGAGCGCGGGCGGUGGGUUGUUCGGCGCGGCGCCGACGCCGGCGUCGAGCGCGGGCGGUGGGUUGUUCGGCGCGGCGGCGACGCCGGCGUCGAGCGCGGGUGGUGGGUUGUUCGGCGCGGCGCCGACGCCGGCGUCGAGCGCGGGCGGUGGGUUGUUCGGCGCGGCGGCGACGCCGGCGUCGAGCGCGGGUGGUGGAUUGUUCGGCGCGGCGCCGACGACGACGAGCGGCGGAUUGUUCGGGUCGUCCGCCGCGGCGACGCCCGGGGCAACGAGUGGUGGUUUGUUCGGCGCCUCGCCCGCGGCGUCGACGCCCGCGCUCGGUGGAUUGUUUGGUAGUAGCGCACCGGCCGCGACUUCGGGCGGUGGUUUGUUCGGCGCGAGCGCGGCCGCGACGCCGGCGACUACGAGCGGUGGAUUGUUCGGUGCGGCGCCGGCCUCGAGUCCCGCGGGCGGUUUGUUUGGCGCGGCGACACCCGGUACAACGGGCGGAGGUUUGUUUGGAUCGGCGACACCAGCCCCGUCAUCGUCCCCGGGAGGCUUGUUCGGUGCCUCGAGUGCGGCGACGACGUCUUCGAACCCUUUCGGCGCGCCGUCGAACGCCAUCGUUCCCUCGGGCGGUGGAUUGUUCGCGCCGUCGACGCCCGGCGCCGCCGGAGCGUUGACGCAGCAGCAGCAGCCCAGCGGCUUAUUCCCGCAAAUGCAGCAGCAGAUGCAACAACAUCCGUCGUCGCUCGAUCCCACGCGUGAGGUGCAAGAGAUCGUCAACGCGUACAACCCGAACCAUCCUGACUACCGAUUCCGAGCGUACUUUUACAACGUCGUCAAAGAUCCGCGCAUGCGCGUGAAGCCGCAGAACGUGAGCGAACGGAAGUGGCGCGAGCUCUUGGACGCCGUAGGUGGCGAGAACAACCCCGAUUGUCUGUGGCCCGUUCAGUACGACGGAUUCGAGGGAUUGAUCCAACGAAAGACGCAGGCGGAGACGGAGAUCAAGGCGCAAGAGGAGUACAUCCAAGCCGCGGCGACGUCGGUGAGACAAAUCUUGCAGUGGGCGGACACCGAGUUGGAAAAGCGCAUGCGGGACGUCAAAAAUAAGAACAUGGAGCAGCAGCAUCGGUUGAUCAAAAUCUUCCGCACGCUCCACCAAGCGCAGUUGAAGAAUUACGCCGACGCCAACGGCGGCGCCGUCCCGCCGAUGUCCGCCGAGGAAAUCGAGCUCUUGAACGACUUCAAGGCGUUGAGCUCCCGCGUCAACCGCUCCGCCGCGUCGCUCCCGCGUCGCGCCGAGGCGCUCGCCGCCGCCUCUCGCCUUCAGCACACCAUCGCCCCCGCGGAUGAGAUCCAACUCGGCGAGGACGAAGAAGCGAGAAUCAUGGCCGUCAUCGAGCGUCAACGCGCGCAACUCGACGAGUUGCACCGCGCCGUCGAAGAAAAGCGUUCCGCGCGCGCCGCCGUUCGCGACGCGCGCGUCGACGUCGCCGACGUCGCGCGUCCGCGGGACCGUCGCGCGUCCGCGUCGCCUUCCUCCAUCUCUCGCGUGCACGCGCCGGCGUCUUCGCUCUUCGCCUCGCCCUCGCUCAGGCGUCGUUGACGCGUCGUCUCGCGUCCGUAAUCACAUCAAAGCCGAGCUGCACCUUUCA
Ostreococcus lucimarinus CCE9901 is the source of this 2350-nucleotide messenger RNA. RefSeq lists its product with no specific name. The transcript has a single exon. The record is from RefSeq and is a predicted model, not a curated record. Gene Ontology annotation, cellular component: nuclear pore; nuclear pore central transport channel. Gene Ontology annotation, biological process: protein localization to nuclear inner membrane; nuclear pore organization; NLS-bearing protein import into nucleus. Gene Ontology annotation, molecular function: structural constituent of nuclear pore. Bases 1 to 2301 code for a protein of 766 amino acids. NCBI's taxonomy places the organism in Eukaryota, Viridiplantae, Chlorophyta, Mamiellophyceae, Mamiellales, Bathycoccaceae.